AACCCCUUGCAGGUACCCCUACAGCCUAUACUACUCAACCCCUUGCAGGUACCCCUAUAGCCUAUACUACUCAACCCCUUGUAGGUACCCCUACAGCCUAUAGAACACAGAACACUGAACCCAGAACCCAGAAUUCAAAAUACAGAACCCAGAACCCAGAACUAGAACACAGAACCAGAACACAAAACCCAGAAUCCAAAACACAGAACCCAACUCAGAAUACAGAACCCAGAACACAAAACACAGAACACAGAACCCAGAACCCUGAACCAGAACACAGAACUCGAAGACAGAACCAAACCACAACACAAAACCCAGAACACAAAACCCAGAACACAAAACCCAGAACACAAAACCCAGAACACAAAACCAGAACACAACACACAAAACCCAACCCAGAGCACAGAACCAGAACACAAAACACAGAACCAGAAUACAAAACCCAGAACCCAGAACACAGAACCAAACCCAGAACACAUAACCCAGAACACAGAACACAGAACCCAGAACCCAGAACACAGAAACCAACCCAGGACACAAAACCCAACCCAGAACACAGAACACAAAACCCAGAACACAUAACCAAAACACAGAACCCUGAACCAGAACACAAAACCCAGAACCCAGAACCCAGAACACAGAACCCAGAACCCAACCCGUAACACAGAACCAGAACACAAAACACAUAACCCAGAACACAGAACAGAGAACCUAGAACACAUAACAUAGAACCGGAAACCCAGAACCCAAAAAACAGAAUCCAGAACACAGAACCCAAAACCCAAAUAACAGAACCCAGAGCUCAGAACACAGAACACAGAACCUAGAACCCCAGAAACCAGAACACAGAACACCAAAACAUAGAACCCAACCUAAACACAAAACUCAGAACUCAGAACUCAGAACACAGAACACAGAACAUUGAACACAUAACCCAAACGCAGAACCCAGAACCAUGCCAUGCCAUCCAUACUACACCAAUACAACGCCUCUGGCUGCAGCGCAGUGCACAGGCCACAGACCAGGCAUCCCUGGUAGACAGCCCCCUGGUAAUCCCCCCCUGGUACCGCCCUGCCUCACACCAUGCAUGCCACACCACACUUUCCAUCACUCGCCUUGCCAUGCCGUGCACUUCAACCCAUGCCAUGCCAUCCAUACCACACCCCUUAAACAGCGCGUCUGGUUGCAGCGCAGUGCACAGGCCACAGACCAGGCAUCCCAGGUAAACACUCCCCUGGUAAUCCUCCCCCUAAACCCUUAGAGCCUUUACUAGUCGCCCCGGUAUCCCCUCCCCCAUACCCUGGUCUGUGGCAUGUGCUGCUGCUGCAGCAAAGGUCUUCUCUCCCGCCCGCCCUGUAAGUUGUGCGUUUUUUUAUUCGCACUAAUCACCACUUAUCAUUCCCACCCAUCACCACCCAUCACCACUCACUACCAUCUGCCACCCGGAGUGCCCCUCCUUGUGACUAACCGUCUCUCUGCUCUCCCCAUCCCCCCAUCCUGCCGCACUGUUAUCCCCCCCUCAGAAGCCAGUAGAGCCAUUACUAGCUACCCUCAAACCCCCCCCUUGCAUACCCCUGGUCUGUGGCCUGUGCUGCUGCUGCUGCAGCAGAGGUCUUCUCGUCGGCUCUGUAAGUCCUUUGGUUGCCGCACUGCCUAUGCACGCUCUUUGGUUUCUGGCUCUCGUCAUUCUCGCAUCCUGCCUUGCUGCCAGUGCUCAUGUCGCCUCCUUUCGGUUCCAAUUCUCCCCGCUGUCCCUCCCUUAACACCUCACGUGGUGGCACUUGGAAGCAGCACCAGCAGCAGCAGUAGAGGCAGCAGCAGCCGCAGUUUUGUCUCGUGCCAUUCGUCCAUCCUGCUCUUCACUCACUGCUCUCCUCCCCGCACCUUUCCCUCCCUAGCAGCUCAUGUGGUGGCACUUGGAAGCAGCAGCUGCAGCAGCAGCAGAAGCAGACACAACAGAAGCAGACGCAGCAUCAGAAGCAGCAGUAGGGGGGGCUAGGUAACUGGAGGGCAGGCUAGGCUGGAGUGAGUCGUGACAGAGGUACAAGGUACGGUAUGGCACGGCAUGGUAUGGCAUGGCAUGGCAUGACAUGUGGUUAGUCAGGUCAUGCUUCACAUCUCUCUCUCCAUCUCCUCCCUCCGCCAGGUGUGCUUCUGCACUCAUGGGCGUGGCUGCUCACAGCACAGCACAGCAGGACAGGACGUGUCCCCCCCCCUCACCACCCUUCUCCCUCCUUCUCCUCCCCCCACCAGGUGUGCGCUCCAUUGGCGGGGAGGCAAAGGCAUGGCUGCUCACAGCAGGAGAGGAGUCCCCCGCCUCACCACCCCCUCUCCCUCUCCUCCCCUCCCAGCGCCAGUGGAAAGAGUGUGGCACGGCAGUCGUUCCUCAAGUAACAAUUCUGGCGUAUCGUAUAAUGGAACCGGCCAGAGCCGUGCGCGCUGGCUCUGGUUGGGAGUCCCCUCCUACGACGCUUUCGUACGCGGGAUUUGAGUCUUGGGCCGCCCGUGCACUUCCCACUGCCACACUUUGACCACAAGGCAGUGCUAUGGGGGG
This is a messenger RNA of Closterium sp. NIES-67, 2554 nucleotides long. NCBI's taxonomy places the organism in Eukaryota, Viridiplantae, Streptophyta, Zygnematophyceae, Desmidiales, Closteriaceae. The record is from the annotation of a GenBank genome assembly.